UACAACUCUGGAAGGAAAGAAUGAGAGUUUUUAAGAAGAAAGUAUUGUCGAGGAAUCAGCCAUGGAAGGACAAGAAGAGAAGAAGACGAGAGAUAUCCAUAGAUGAUGAUAUAUCACAACCAAAACAUAUUCCUCUUGAUCUAACCUUGGAUAUAGUCUCAAGACUUCCUGCGAAAUCAAUCGUGAGAUAUCGAUCUGUGUCAAAGCUCUGGUCUUCUUUCAUCACACUUCCGAGUUUUAUCGACUCCUUCGAGUCUCGGUCCUCAUCACAGCCACCGCGUCUUCUGAUCGCCUUCACACUACAAGGGAAGCACUUCGUUUUCUCGUUUCCUCAAAACAAGAACCCUGAAGGGUCUUAUUCUCCAGUGUAUAGUUAUCAUAUGAAAGACACUUAUUAUGAUAGGUAUAUGCGAGAGAGCGUCCAUGGUUUGAUUUUAUUAUAUGGAUUCCGGAUUUGGAACCCAAGCUUGCGUCGGAUUUCAACCUUACCACAUCCCCGAGAGCACAUCCCCAUCUCGCUUUGUAGUCGUAGUUCUUAUUUAUGUUACGAUCCAUUGGAGGGUAAACACAAAGUAUUGUGCUUAUAUUAUGGAACUAAAUCUUUAAUGGCUAUGAUUCUUACAUUGGGAGCUCAAGAAACAUGGAGAAUAAUACCCAAAGAGCAUUGCCCUAUGCACUCCCCAACUAGCGAAGGAUAUGGGCGGUGCUUCAAUGGGAUUCUGUAUUAUGAAGCUAGAGUUGAUGAUCAAUUUAUAAUAAUGAGCUUUGAUGUCAAAUCUGAAAGCUUCAGUCCUAUACAUUAUCCAAACUACUCUCGUUCUGGAUGGUCGGAUACUAUGAUACCUUAUGAGGGAAGGCUAGCCUUAGUUACUCGUGACUUUCCAUGUGGUGAUGGUGAAUUAUAUAUUUUGAAAGAUGCACAUGGACACGAAUGGACGCGUCAAUCCUUGCCUCGUGUAUGUUUUAAGAAAGAGUGGAGGAUAUAUAUGGAAUUCAAGGGUAUAACUGAUGCAGGUGAGUUUAUUUUUGCACCAAGAAGUUUUGUCGAUUCGUUUUAUAUUCUGUAUUUCGAUCCAAGGAGUAACACUACUAGAGAAGCCUUCUUUGAAGGAUUUAUGGGUAAUGAAUUUAGACGCAGUGGUCAUGGAGUUUCUAACGACCGAACAGACUGUUUGGGCGUUUUCGCAAAUCACAUGGAGAGUCUGGUGUUUUUUUAGUGCAGCGCCUUCUCUCGCUCAA
Messenger RNA from Raphanus sativus (radish), 1239 nucleotides. RefSeq names its product putative F-box protein At1g50870. The transcript has a single exon. Gene Ontology annotation, molecular function: protein binding. The record is from RefSeq and is a predicted model, not a curated record. Lineage: Eukaryota; Viridiplantae; Streptophyta; Magnoliopsida; Brassicales; Brassicaceae. The coding region runs from base 21 to 1217 and encodes 398 amino acids.